Leguminivora glycinivorella is the source of this 628-nucleotide messenger RNA. RefSeq lists its product as uncharacterized. The transcript is spliced from 4 exons. Lineage: Eukaryota; Metazoa; Arthropoda; Insecta; Lepidoptera; Tortricidae. Bases 1 to 360 code for a protein of 119 amino acids. The record is from RefSeq and is a predicted model, not a curated record.
AUGGUGCUGUCGGGAAGGAAACUGGGCCUGGAGCUGGUACCAAGGCGCGGAGCAGCGGCUGUGGAGCCUGAGGAUAUGAGCCUGGUGGAACUGUACAGGGUACACGUGGAAAGUGCAGAGCGAGCCGCUGCGUGGCGUGGGACCCUCCGCCGCGCCGGCGGAUCAGGCAGCAGCUUCAACUCCGGAACCCUCACAAACACGAGUCUCACCAACGGCAUCACCACCGUCCAAAGUCACCACCUCAUGUGCAGUAUGAGGGACUUUGGCAUACAGCAGGCGGGGACGAGGCAGAGUUGUUGCUAUGGUUACAUGACGCGAGAAGAGGACAGCCUCUGUCUGAGAGGUUCAGAGUUCGAAUAGCGAGAGAUGGAUUUUCGAACUAUGUGGACAGGCUGCAUGCGAAUAGCACCUUAUUUGCUGACCUGUCAACGACGGAUCUCUCCCGCGAACUAUGGCUGGUGGCGUGGGUAGUCCGCGUCGGGCGCUGGGCAGGCGCUGGUGGAAGCGGCAGCGGCACUGGCGAGCGGCGCGGCCCCGUGGCUAGGCGCCCGCUUGGCGCUGGCGUGUUACCUCUGACCGAGUUCCUGAGGCAACCGGUGCAGGGAUCGACGGAGAAAGAAUACACUUU